GGCGGGGCCGCGCAGGCGCGGGGCGGCCAUGGCGACCUUCUUCGGGGAGGUGGUGGUGGCCCCGUCCCGGGCCGGGCUGGACGAGGAGGAGGAGGAGAGGGAGGAGACCCCCGAGGACCGCGAGAUCCGCAGGGAGCUGGAGAAGAAAAGGGAGGUCGAUGUGCUGUGGAGCGGGCUGGCCCCGGAGCCCUUGGUGUGCUCCCGGUUCGUCGUGGCCAUCGGGCGGAACGCGGCAGCUUUCCUGUCCUCUUUCAUUCUGGAUUCUGUGUGCUGGGAGGUGGUUGGAGUUGUGAAGCUCUGGAACGAGUGGUGUCGAACAUCCAGCACCACCAGCGUCCUCCCCACCGAUUCCUUCUGUCUGUUCUACAGAUUGAUAUCAGACCCCACGGUUUUAUUGUGCCAGUGCAGUUGCUACGUGGCUGAGGAUCAGCAGUUCCAGUGGCUCGAGAAGGUUUUUGGCUCGAUGCAGAAGGAAGGGUUGCAGGUAACCAUCCUCUCCACGUGCCCCGUGGCUGAUUACAAAACUCAGGAAUCCACUUUAACGCUUGCAUCUCCGUUCCUGAAAGCCUUGAAGACCAAAGAAUUCCAGGAGCAGGUUUGCUGCCCACUGCUGGAACAGCCCAACAUUGUGAGGGAUCUCCCUGCUGCUGUUUUGAGUUACUGCCAGGUGUGGCAGAUCCCUGCAGUGCUCUACCAGUGCUACACUGACGUCAUCAAGCUGGACACGGUGACAAUUGAGGCCUUCAAGCCUCUGCUUUCUUCUGAAGUCCUCAAGAGUUUGGUCAAGGAUGCAUCUGAGAGCACCAAGAUGUUGAAGAAGUUCCUGACGGCCACUGAAAGUCACAAUAAUAUCUACAUUUAACAGGGACAUUUGUGCCACAGGCUGCACAAACUCCAGUUUCUUCUCCAGAAGACUUUUGGGAAUUUUACUGUUGUUUUCUUUAAAAGUAGAAUAAAUUCCAGGAGGUUUUUACUUCUCAUUUUUUUGCUGCUUUCAGCCUCGUGGCUGCAAAACAGGUGGAUUCCUUCUGCAGGGCUUGGGAGACUUUCUGCUGGAGUGGAUUUA
This is a messenger RNA of Empidonax traillii (willow flycatcher), 1066 nucleotides long. It is a transcript of the gene PSMG1, whose product is annotated as proteasome assembly chaperone 1. Bases 29 to 862 code for a protein of 277 amino acids. Gene Ontology annotation, biological process: proteasome core complex assembly. The transcript has 8 exons. The record is from RefSeq and is a predicted model, not a curated record. Gene Ontology annotation, cellular component: endoplasmic reticulum. Gene Ontology annotation, molecular function: proteasome binding. Lineage: Eukaryota; Metazoa; Chordata; Aves; Passeriformes; Tyrannidae.